Molecule: messenger RNA, 1495 nt
Organism: Mizuhopecten yessoensis (Yesso scallop)
Lineage: Eukaryota; Metazoa; Mollusca; Bivalvia; Pectinida; Pectinidae
Exons: 2
Coding region: 137-1051 (304 amino acids)
Source: RefSeq, a predicted model, not a curated record
UCUAAAUGAUAGUAAACGUUUAUAUUGUUGUUUUGUUGACUAUAAGAAAGCGUUCGAUUCCGUCGAUCGUUGUAAAUUGUGGUAUAAAUUGUCAAAAUUAGGAGUUCGAGGAAGGCUGUUAUCAAUUUUGAAAGCCAUGUAUAAAAAAGUUAAGACAUGUGUCUCAUCUAAGGGAAGAUGUUCCGAUUUUUUUGCAAACAACAUGGGUCUCGCCCAAGGGGAAAUUUUAUCCCCAAUUAUGUUUUCAAUGUAUGUAAAUGACUUUGAAAAUGACUUUAUUGCUAACGGUGUUAAACCGUAUGAUUUUGGAGAACUCAGUCUCUUUUUAUUAAUGUAUGCGGAUGAUUUGGUGCUACUUGCAGAAUCAGCCAAUGAGCUACAGAAUAUGUUAAAUAGUUUGUCUAUAUAUGCGAACUCAUGGAAAUUGACCGUUAAUACGGCAAAAACUAAGAUUGUUGUCUUUAGAAAUGGAGGCCGCUUACGAAAUAACGAGGAAUGGUUCUUCGAUAGAAAAAAAAUAGAAGUCGUUGAACAGUUUACUUAUCUAGGUAUUGAUUUUAAAUGGAACAAUAAAUUUAAUAUUGUACAAAAGCAAUUAUCCGGGCAAGGUCGAAAGUCAGUAUUUGCCUUAUAUACAAAAUGUAAAAAUAUGAAUUUAAACUGCCAUACUUUGAUUAAACUUUUUGACACAUAUGUUACCAGUAUACUGUGUUACGCAUCUGAGGUAUGGGGCUCGUGCAAAGGCAUAGAUAUUGAGAAAGUUCACCUGGAAUUUUGCAAAAGGAUAUUAUGUGUUAAGAAGUCAACAUGUAAUGUAAUGAUCUAUUUUGAAUUGGGUAGAUUUCCGAUUGUACAUACCAGACACUAUAAUUUAAUUAAGUACUGGUUCAAGCUUUUAAAUACUAAGAACUGUGUUCUUAAAACUGCCUAUGAUGAACUCAUGUAUAUGCCAAAGCGAAAUACUGUUUUUAAUUGGGUAACUUUUGUGAAAGACAAACUUUUUUCACUCGGUCUUGGCGAAGUGUGGCUGAAUCAAAAUAAUGCGAAAUAGAAUUGCUCUAACUAGGUUACGUUUAUCAGCGCAUACGCUGUAUAUUGAAACCGGGAGAUAUCGAAACAUUGUAAGAAAUGAACGUAUAUGCAGAAUUUGUAACUCUGAAGAUAUUGAAGACGAAUACCAUUUUUUGUUCAUUUGUCCAUUUUAUCAAGUUUUAAGAGAAAGACGUAUAAAAUUGUACUACUGGAAAAAACCAUCUGUUUUCAAGCUGAUUCAAUUAUUAAGCACAACGAACGUUAAAGAAUUAACUAUGUUAAGUAAAUAUAUAUAUGAUGCCACCCAGUUGAGGAAUAGCAUGAUAUAAUGUUAAAAUAUAUGUAACUACAUGCAUUUUUUGUCCAUUCUCCACUGCGUUAUUGCAGUGUCUGCCACUGUAUUUAUAUGUAUUGUGUACAUACUGAUGAGCUGUAAAGCUCAAAGUCAAUAAAUGAAUUGAAU